GGCUCAAGGAGACACUGAGCAGACAGCUUUUCAGAGAGCUUCGACUCAGCUGUCAGAAGGGGCAGUAUGGUUUCUGUGCAAGCAAUAGUCACAUUCCAAACUGCAUUAGAGAAAAGCCAGUGGGUUUGCAUGCGGUUAUCAGUUCCAGAUUAGGAAUCUGAUACUAAUUUCUUCUUAGAGCCUGUGGUUGCAGUAAAAUUUAUAUUCUAAAACAAAAAAAAAAAAAGAUUGUAAUGUUUUUCUCUCACUAGCUUGCUCUUUUUUUUUUCCCCUUUUUCUUUUUUUUCUGCCCCUGGCUUUACUCCAAGGACCUUUUCUGCUUGAUCGUUACAUUCUCAAGAUGAAGCACACAGUGGUUACAGCAGUGCUGGUAUUACUGGUGCAGCUUUCUCAGAGUUUCCCUGCCUUGUACCACCGAGGCUGGUGGAGGCUGUUAAGGGAAGCAGACAGUUGUGGAAAAUGCAAUUUGGCACUUUGCUCUGAGCCUAAAGACUGUCCAGCUGGGACUGUAUUGGACCGUUGCGGCUGCUGUCCUGAGUGUGGGAAUGUGGAAGGUCAGAUCUGCGACCUGGACCAGGGCAAUCAUUUUUACGGGCAAUGUGGGGACAACCUCGAGUGCAGGCUGGAUGCUGAUGAAGCGAGGUUCACGGAAGUCCCUGAACCCCAGUGUGUGUGCAAGUCUCAAGAAAGCAUCUGUGGACCCGAAGGGAAAACCUACGAGAACAUCUGUCAAUUCAACAAGGCUUAUGCUACGAAAAGAAAUAUCAGCAUGAAACAUAAAGGGCCAUGUGAAUCAGCUCCUGUUAUUUCUAUGCCACCUCAGGACGCCCAGAAUUACACAGGCAAUGAUGUCAUUUUUGGCUGUGAGGUGUCAGCCUAUCCUAUGCCACAUAUUGAAUGGAAAAAAAAGGGGAAUAAAAUGUUCCUGCCAGGAGAUGAUACCCACCUCUCAGUACAGGCAAGAGGUGGGCCUCAGAAGUAUGGUGUGACAGGUUGGCUGCAGAUUCAAGGCCUCAAAAAAUCAGAUGAAGGUGUUUACAUAUGCCACACCAAAAAUAAGUAUGGUGCAACAUACGCCUCUGCAAGAUUGAAAGUCAUUGAUGGCCCAUCUCCUGCAUUUGCACUUAAUGCUGGCAGUAAAAGUGCAAGCUACAGCAUUGAAUAUGAGGAGUAUUAUGACAAAUCUGAUGAGGAAGAUGAUGAAGAAUACGAAUCCGGGGACUAUGAAAAUUGAAACCACUCUGAAUAAUAAUUUUUAUACAUCUGCUGUUCAAUAUCUUUCACACUCUGUUACAUCUGCUAGUAGUCUCUGUGCUGUAAAUGGCUCCACUGAUAACACACAUACUCACUUUUGUAUCCACCUUCCUGAAAUUCAACUUUGCCUGCAGUGUCCCAUGGUACUUACAGAAGUAAGAACAGUUGUAAAGCCACACAUUCAGACUGUUAAAUAAAAUCCUUA
This is a messenger RNA of Nestor notabilis (Kea), 1459 nucleotides long. RefSeq names its product kazal-type serine protease inhibitor domain-containing protein 1-like. Gene Ontology annotation, cellular component: extracellular region. The record is from RefSeq and is a predicted model, not a curated record. NCBI's taxonomy places the organism in Eukaryota, Metazoa, Chordata, Aves, Psittaciformes, Psittacidae. Gene Ontology annotation, molecular function: insulin-like growth factor binding. The transcript is spliced from 4 exons. Gene Ontology annotation, biological process: regulation of signal transduction; regulation of cell growth. Bases 341 to 1234 code for a protein of 297 amino acids.